This is a messenger RNA of Oikopleura dioica, 783 nucleotides long. The record is from the annotation of a GenBank genome assembly. NCBI's taxonomy places the organism in Eukaryota, Metazoa, Chordata, Appendicularia, Copelata, Oikopleuridae.
AUGGACUUUGAGGGUUUCACUGAAGGAGAUUGGGCCGAAACUUGGAGCAAAAUCACGGAAAACAUGCCAGAAGAAAAAAUUGGCUUCCGAACGGGUUCAAAAGCAGUCAUGUCUGCCAGACAACAGAUGACGAGGUAUAUUCAGUUAAAGUACGCACUCAUGUUCCUCCUUCGAAACCAAGAUUCAUUUGUUAAAUUUUGUAAUUAUGGUUGUUGGUGUUUGCCAGAGGACUCAGGUACAGUAGGCUAUGGAAAGCCAGUAGAUGGCAUUGAUGCUGCCUGUAAGGAGUACACGACUUGCUUCAAUUGUGUUCAUAAACAAGAAAGCUGCGACGAGGAGCUUUACAAGAUGACCGGGAAGUUGGACAAUGGGGAGAGAUAUCUUCUUUGCAUGGACCCGAUCGGAAGUUGCAAGAGGAAUCGAUGUGAGUGUGAUCUUCAGCUCGCAAAGAAAAUUGCAAGUCGUGAAAAAGUCUGGAAUGCUGACUACCAUCGCGAAUUCGGGGAAAAUCCCAGCCCAGACAUGUGUCGCGCUGGAAAGAAAGAAGCGAUCAACAAUGAUCCCCGAAUUGAUGUCGGGCUCUUUGAGGAUGAUUUUGUCGAAGCAUCAGAUGAUAGCCGUCUUGGUCAAGGUCUCAGUUUCAAGGACGCUCUGAAGCUGGGCGACGUCAUCGGUUGUUGCGGAAGUGCACCCGCGUUGAAACAAAUUCGCCGCGGUCAGAAAUGCUGUCCAGAUGGACAAGUGAUGUUGGAAGGCGUUCCAUGCGAUAUCGACUUUUCUUGA